Strongylus vulgaris is the source of this 1302-nucleotide messenger RNA. The record is from the annotation of a GenBank genome assembly. NCBI's taxonomy places the organism in Eukaryota, Metazoa, Nematoda, Chromadorea, Rhabditida, Strongylidae.
AUGCUUCCAAGACGCGAGCUGAAAUUUGUUACAGUAUAUGCUGACUCUCUCAUUAUUGUCAAAGGUGCAGAUCAUUCCGAGGAAAGAGAUAAGCCACACUGUAUUUGUUCUCUUGAAGAAAGUGGGAAUGAGUUGGCAUUUGCAGACGUAGAUAUGUUUAGGAUAGAUAUGAUAACAUUAACCGAUGAAAAGAGCACGACAUGGUCAUCAUUCUUCCGAACAUUUCACACGAAAGUGUCUUCACUCCAUUUCAACAUUACCGUAGUCACCACAUGGGCGCUGUUGAAUAUAGUCGAGUCUUUAUGUCCUAAGUCAUUAACGAUCGAAUUCGAAAUGACUGAAGGGCCUUUACGGGUACCUCGACUUUGUCAGCAUCGUGCUGUGCAGAAGGUUUCCUCGUUGACCCUGUUGAAUUCGAAUAUCUUUGACGAGUGCCUUGAUGCGAUUCGAAUACCCACUUUACAUCUACAGGGUGACACAGAAAUCACUGGAUUUGGACUUCAGCAUGUAUUGGCGGAGUGGUUGACUGGAAAACGAGCAAUAAAAAUCUACGAGAUUACAGCAAGAGGCUUCGUCUCCCCUUCACAUUUAUUUCACAAUAUCCCAGCUGAACACGUGAAAGAUACGGACAACUGGCUGAUUCAAAGAGGAAAAGACGUCUUGUGCGUAACCGCUACUGGGCACAAAGCAGCUGUUGUCAUUCCUUUCGUGUACGUAGAUCUCGAUAAUGUUUCUUUUAUGAGAGUCAUUCAAGUAAACACACUUUAUGUAAUUCUUAUGACACCAGGUGUGAAGCGAAAAUCGGAUGAAACAUUAGACGGUAUCAAAAUAGCUAAGAUACACAACACUGAUGAUAAAUUGAUGAAUCUCGAUGUUACAUCCACUUUUUGCAAGAAUUGGUUCCGUGAUGCAAAAUCCGUCCUAAUCCUCGGUGACGGCAAUCUCAGUUUUUCGUUGGCUGUAGCGGAAUGUGCAACGGAUAUUCCCAUAACCGCAACGGUUUUGGACUCAGAGAAUGAUUUCCGCACUCGUUAUCCCAGCUGUGCAAAUCCAGAAAAGCUCAGGAAGCACGCUAAUGUGAACUUGAGGUUUUCUGUCGAUGCUACAGCUUUGCCACAAGAGUGGUGGGGUAAAUUCCAUUACAUCAUUAUGAAUUUCCCUCAUCCUGGAGGUAAAACAAAUCUAAGAAAAAGUCGACAAUUAGCCAGCGCAAUUUUUCGUGGAGUAAAUAGGAUAAUGACUAAAGAGACGAAAUUCUAUCUCGCUCUUGCUAAAGGUCAAGCUGGAGUGGAACAGAGUGAA